This is a messenger RNA of Coffea arabica (coffee), 4539 nucleotides long. RefSeq names its product putative late blight resistance protein homolog R1A-3. The record is from RefSeq and is a predicted model, not a curated record. Gene Ontology annotation, biological process: defense response to other organism. Lineage: Eukaryota; Viridiplantae; Streptophyta; Magnoliopsida; Gentianales; Rubiaceae. Gene Ontology annotation, molecular function: ADP binding.
AGACAGAUAUAUUGAAAAAAUAAUAAUAAUAAUAAAAAAACUUGAUCCUUGAUGGCAAUGUGUGACUGCUGUUCUUCUUGUUGUUAGAUCAUAAGAAAGUUGCAGAUCUUGAAUAUCAAUAGCUACAACAGACAGAAAUCAAACAUCAGAGUGAAAAGCAGAUUACCAUGAUGAACAUCUCCUCCAGCAGUAGCACUAGUUGCUUCGACUAUGCUUUAGAUUAUCUGGGCUGGCUUGAAGAGAAUUUUUGGAGAGAGGUGAGCUGGCUGUUGCAUCCUCAGAUCCUGAAGCUGAAGGUGGGGAUACGUCUAUUGAAAACCUUUGAUAUGUAUAUUAGAAAGUGUAGGAGGAGGAGUAACCAGGGAACGUGUUUGGGAUAUGAUAAGGAGAACAGGGGUGAUGCUAAGUCUGACAGUUUGAGACUUAGCAGUAUUUCAUACAUGAUUCAAGAUCUAGUUAUGGUGAUACCGCAGGGACUUCACUCUGCUAUUGUUAGAUACAAUCAAUCUGGUGCUUCAGAUCUUAGUGUCAUCGAUUGUGAGCUCGCUAAACUUGCGGAAAAUAUGAGGUGUUUUCCUGAAAUAGAUAUUGAGGAAUUCAACAUCACCAGUUUGUUGCUCUACUACUCACUGGGAGAUUCACAACUAGUUGUGGAUUUCAUUGAUUCCAUUUCAGAGAAUCUGAGGUAUCUUUGCCGCGUAGAAGAUGAAGUUGACGAAGCUCAGAGAAUUGUACUGAAAAUUCUUGAAAAGAAGCUAAUGUUCUUGAAGAGUUUCAUUGGUUUUGCCACACUUCAAGGUUGUGAGGUUCAGCAAUCAAAAGAUCUGUUGGUCCACGUCGAAGUUGCGGCUGUCAAUGCUGCAAGCCUGAUGUGUAGAUACUGGUUUCAGAUAAAUAAUGAACAAGUUCACAAUGAGAUGAAACCUGAAAUUUUCGAACUGAUACACAAGAAGAUUGAUCCCAUUGACCCCCAGGUCCGAGAAAUGUAUAUCAAUGUCUUGGCAGCUUCCAAGUUAUCAAGAUCGUCCUACACUUUCACUAUGAAGGAGAAUAAGCAUCUUGUGACUGAAUUUAUUGAUAAUCUCCUGCAGAGUCUUAUGGAGCUAUUAGAAUCUUAUACAAGUUUCCUAGUUCCAGUGAAGGAUCAAAUGUUAAAACUCCACCAGGGACUAAGAUUCCUGGUUAUCUUUCUUAGCGGGCAGCAGGAGAAGUUCGAUGAGCUAAAUGAUGAAAUGAAGGAUCUAAUUGGAGUUGUGGUCUCUGAUGCAGGUAUUGUGAUUUUCUCCCUUUCUGUGAACGAAAUGAAAGAAGGGUUGCACAUGGAAACAGAUCUGGCACUUUCUCAUUUGCUCGAAGUGCUCAAGUUGAUCAUUGCUGAAGUUGGACACAUUUAUUCAGUACCAUCAUCAUCAUCAUCACUUACUUUCCCUAGGACUAAUGAGCUCGGCUCUCUUGAUUCUCUUCUAGAAACUCUCAAGGAACUAGCAAGCUCUACAGCUGCUUCAAUUGCUUUCCCAAACGAUCAAAUACGCACAAUCCUAGAAGAUCUUGUAUUCUUAAGAUCUUUUCUAGGAAAUGUUGUGGAGCAGCGCAAACGGAAUGAAAAACUCCAAGCUCUUUGGAGUCGUGUCAUGAAGGUUGCUUACAGUGUAGAACUACAAGUUGACUCUGCAUUGGUUAGUGAUCAACAUGAACAUUGUCCGGAUGCUGUUGCUAGAGAUAUCAAGCUUAUGAAGAUAGAGGCUGAAGAGAUCUAUGAUAGCAUAAGAUAUGAUGGUGAAACUCAGAGGCUAACCAAGACUACCGUUCACAUGCCAUCACAAGUUACUGCUCCAUCAUUUAAUGAAGCUCUGGUAGGUCUCAAUGAUGAGGUAGAAAGUAUAAUUGAUAGACUUACGAGAGGAUCAAGCUGGUUCGAUGUUGUUGCCAUCGUGGGUAUGCCUGGGCUUGGUAAGACAACUUUAGCCAAUAAUGUCUUCGGUCAUCCUUCAAUAAAGUUCCACUUCCAUAUUUGUGUUUGGUGUACUGUUUCUCAAGUAUAUAGCAAGCACAAUUUGUUACUUCAGAUUUUGAGUGUUAUUGAUUCUAACUGCUCUGACCAAUGCCAUAAGAAGAAUGAAGAUGAUUUGGCUCAAAUGUUGUACCAACGUUUGAAAGGAAAGAGGUAUGUCAUUGUUUUGGAUGAUGUUUGGGACAUUGAUGGGUGGAAUUUGUUGAAACACUCAUGGCCAGAUGACUGCAAUGGCAGCAGGAUACUCUUAACCAGCAGAUUUCAGAAUUUAUCAUUGCAAAUUAAACCUGAUAGCCAGCCCCACCAUCUUCGCCCACUUACCGAUAAGGAGAGUUUUGAAUUGCUGCAGAAGAAGCUAUUUGCCAAAGAAGAUUGUCCUCCAGCAUUAAGGGAAGUUGUACAGCACGUAGCAAAAGACUGCAAGGGCCUACCUCUCACCAUUGUCCUCGUUGCUGGAAUUCUCGCUACUACUGAGCAAGAUUGCUGGGAAGAAGUUGCAAGACGUCUAAGGUCUAGCAUUUUUGCUGACGAUGAGCACUGCAUGAAGACAAUUGAGCACAGUUACAAUUAUUUACCAGAUUAUUUGAAGCCAUGCCUUCUUUAUUUUGGUGCAUCUCAAGAAGAUAAAGACAUUCCUGUCAGAAAGUUGUUAUGGCUUUGGAUGGCUGAAGGAUUCGUGCAAAAAACUGAAGGAAAGAGUUUAGAGGAUGUGGCAGAUGGCUAUUUGAUGGAUUUGAUUGGGAGAAGUUUAGUUAUGGCUACCCAGCAAAGAUCUUUAGGUGGGAUCAAAGCUUGCCGAGUUCAUGAUUUGGUACGUGAGUUUUGUGUGGCAAAAGCAAGAGAAGAAAGUUUUCUACAAAUUUCACAUGGGGAUGAUCAUCUUACUUUUAUUGGACAGUGUAACCCCCACCGACUAGCUAUUUACCCUACUACGAGUCAGGGACUCAAAAAGUCAAUGCUAUUUUUCCCCAAUUUGCGUUCCUUGCUCUUCUUUGAUGAUGAUUAUGAAUCUAAAGCGGAACAGGGUGAAAUUUGGUUCAAACUUCUAUCAUCUAAACUUAUUAGAGUGUUGGAUUUGGGUUACAAUUUGGCUUUUGGUAGAUAUUUUUCAGAGAAAGUAGAAGUAUUCUUUGUUCACUUGAGGUACUUGAGCAUUAGCUGGCAUGAUAAGGAUCGUAUCCCAUCUGAAAUCGCCAACCUCUCAAGGUUAGAAACAUUUUUCAUAAAAACCUAUGAAAGGUGCAUUUUGUUACCAAACACUAUCUGGAACAUUAAAACAUUGAGGCAUCUUGUCGUAUCAUCUUAUGGAAGUGGUUUCGAAUUUCCCAUCGACAAUCUAUACAUUAAAAGUUCCCGGUGUGGUUUUCGUUUUCCUGCUGACAGUCUUGCCGGCUCCCCGGAUUUAAAACAUUUAGACACUUUAACCCUUGCAAUUGAUUCCUCUCCUCAAAGCUUGCAAAAGACACUGACAAAGAUUCCGAGCAUCCGCAGGCUAAAAUGCGUGGAUGUCCAUGACGGAGUGCACGUUGGUAUUCUCGUGCUGGACCACUUGAGUCGACUAGAAUCACUUAAGAUGAGCAGUUUUAAAGGAUAUGAGUUUGAAUUCCCAUUGAAUUUGAGAAAGUUGACUCUCUCAAAUAAUGGUCAGCCAUGGAGUAAAAUUUCAGCAAUUGGAAAGCUGCCCAGCCUUGAAGUCCUUAAAUUAUGCUGUGAUUCCUUUGUGGGGGAAAAGUGGGAGAUGAAAGAAGGGGAGUUCCAAAACCUCCGAUUCUUGGAAUUGUCAGAGUUGGACUUUCGAUGGUGGACCGCCUCUUCUGAUAAUUUUUGCUGUCUUGAGAAACUGGUUUUGAGUUCUUGUGAAUCGCUGGAAGAGGUCCCUUCUUGUUUAGGGGAAGCCCUCACUCUUGACAUGAUUGAGCUCGGAGGCUGCCGUGCGUCUGUUGUGACUUCUGUGAAGCAAAUUCAACACCAACAGAUGGAUAUGGGAAAUAAUGAUCUAAAAUUAAUGAAAGAUGGGCGCUCUGGUCGGUUUCGGUCUCAGAAAGAGUUGGCCCGUCUCAGAAGCAAAAUAAGGAUCGGAUUAUCAGCCUACACAAGUGCUCUUCGUUUUAUAGAGACUAGCAAGAUGAUACCGUGCGCAAGCACGGUGAGAAAUUAAAGUGAUGCCCAAUAUGAGGUGAUUUGCAUGCAAUGUAUGGUUGUAUUUGUUAUUUUGUUUAAUGAAUGAAAUUAAGACAUUAUUAAUAAAAAAAAAAUGAAUACGUGAGGUGGCUGCAUAAGAAAAGAUAUUGAAAUGUACGUGUGUGGUUUGUGCUAUGAAUGAGUAGGAAGUUAAUAAAUUCAAUGAGGAAAAAACAUGUAGUUUUAUUUUUCUUUUAUAAUAAUGCAGGAAAACAUGGUGAGUAAAAAGAAGUAGAAAGUUGUUAAGAAUAUUCAUUUUAGAUAGUUUUUUUGUAAAGUGGUAUAAAAUGUAAUAGAUGAAAAAAAUUUUGCUGGAAACAUAUUUUGGCGGAUGCAUAUUUGUUUAA